AUGUCCGCUUCCUCCCAGUCUCCUCCCAAGGAUGUCGAGCAAGGUGCACCGUCACCCGAGGACGAAGGACAAAUGGACGCGCAAGACCCACAAUCGGGAGGCCUUUCCUAUGAGUUCGAAGGUGUAAAAGAGCAGGACAGAUGGCUCCCCAUAGCCAAUGCCUCGCAUAGGAUGUCUCACGAUUUGUCUAAGUCGCUUGACCCGCCUUGCGCCUCUAAAUCGCCUGGCAAGAUCGACGAGCUGGAUGCUAACAUUCGGAAUUUUGGAUUAGUCGCUCGAAUCAUGAAGAACGCCCUCCCUGAUAAUGCAAAAAUUGCAAAGGAAGCCAAGGAGUGUAUGCAGGAAUGCGUCAGCGAGUUUAUCUCCUUCAUCACUAGUGAGGCUUCUGAAAAAUGCCAGCAGGAGAAGAGAAAGACUGUCAAUGGCGAGGACAUCUUGUUCGCUAUGACUUCCCUAGGGUUUGAGAACUACGCCGAGGCCUUGAAGGUCUAUUUGUCAAAAUACCGUGAGCAACAAAAUCAGACCAACCGAGACCGUGUCAUUGAGAACCAGUCAUGGGGAGGGCAAAUGUCGGGUGAGGGUACUGUCGCCUCUGACGGCGCAGCUGCUGCCCCCGAAGGGUCAAACAACAUUGAGGGAGGCGCUGAUGUCAAUUAUCUGUAUUCCGGUGCCCAAGCCGGCCACAACGGCGCCGGUGCAGGCGAAGGUUACUAG
Messenger RNA from Clonostachys rhizophaga, 714 nucleotides. NCBI's taxonomy places the organism in Eukaryota, Fungi, Ascomycota, Sordariomycetes, Hypocreales, Bionectriaceae. The record is from the annotation of a GenBank genome assembly.